This is a messenger RNA of Ziziphus jujuba (common jujube), 1945 nucleotides long. RefSeq names its product protein SCARECROW. The record is from RefSeq and is a predicted model, not a curated record. NCBI's taxonomy places the organism in Eukaryota, Viridiplantae, Streptophyta, Magnoliopsida, Rosales, Rhamnaceae. Gene Ontology annotation, biological process: regulation of DNA-templated transcription. Gene Ontology annotation, molecular function: DNA-binding transcription factor activity; sequence-specific DNA binding. The coding region runs from base 201 to 1772 and encodes 523 amino acids. Gene Ontology annotation, cellular component: nucleus. The transcript has a single exon.
UUGUUCAUUUCUUUGGCCAUUAUUAUGCAUCUCCACCAAAACCCCACCUUUAAAUAUGCCCUUCAACUCUCUAUAACACCCUCUCUCCCACCAAUUAAUCUUAAUUUUCCGAGUAAAAAAGCUAUCUUUUCUCUAUCCUGAAUUGUUUUUUUUUUUUUUUUUUCUUUUGUUUUCCUUUUUUUUUUUUUUUUUUACUACUUAUGAAAGCAGGAUUCGAAAUGGUUCAUGGGACUACUUUGGAUACUAUCCAACCCCAUGAAUCCUGGAACUCAUAUCCCACUGUUGGGUUCCAAAAUCCAAUCUCCAUUCCCUUUCCCAAACCGCCUGUAACUGAAAACCGUUGCGUAAACUUGGACCGCAACGAGCUCUCAGAGUGGGUGGAGCAUAUCACCAAACAACUCAUCGACGACUUACCAGAAAGCACUGCAGCUGCAGCUGCAUCCCCAGCUGAUGCUGCUUUUCACACUGCGACAACAUCAUCUGAUGAUAACAAUUUUCAUCAAUCGAUUCCAGGCGGAGAACUCAGGCCCAAAAAAAUGCUGAGAAGCUAUUUAGAAACCGAUGGCGAUGAUGAAUCGGUCCAAUGGAAUAACAACAACGAAAUUUUUCAAAAUGGAAGGGAUGGUACUGGUUUAGGGUUGAGCAAAGUAGAUGAGCAUGGUUUAAGCCUCAUUACUCUGCUCUUAGAAUGCGCGGUGGCGAUCUCCGUGGACAACCUCGGCGAGGCUCGUCGAAUGCUGCUUGAGCUAUCUCAAUUGGCUUCACCAUACGCGGAGUCAUGUGGAGAGCGAGUGGUGGCUUAUUUCGCCAAAGCCAUGUCCAGCAGGGUUAUAAACUCCUGGCUCGGAAUUUCCUCUCCCUUUCUGAAUCACAGGACCGUUCACUCCACUUUCCAACUCUUCAACAACAUCUCUCCUUUCAUCAAAUUCGCCCAUUUCACUUCCAACCAAGCCAUCCUCGAAGCUUUCCACCGUCGUGACCGCGUUCACAUUGUCGACCUCGAUAUCAUGCAAGGCCUUCAAUGGCCCGCUCUCUUCCACAUCCUCGCCACGCGCAUCGAAGGUCCACCGCACGUGCGAUUGACCGGACUAGGAACCUCCAUGGAGAUUCUCAUGGAGACCGGAAAACAGCUCUCCAACUUCGCGAAGAGGCUCGGAAUCUCCUUCGAGUUCCAGCCGAUCGCGAGUAAGUUCGGAGACAUCGACGUUUCGGCUUUUCAAUUAAGAAGAGGAGAAACGCUGGCCGUGCAUUGGCUUCAGCAUUCUCUCUACGACGCCACCGGACCGGAUUGGAAAACUAUAAGACUGUUGGAGGAAUUAGCACCGAGGAUCGUGACGGUGGUAGAGCAAGACGUGUCGAAAGGAGGGUCGUUUUUGGAUCGUUUCGUUGGGGCUCUUCACUAUUAUUCCACGGUGUUUGAUUCUCUAGGAGCUUAUUUGGGGAGUGAGGACCCAAGCAGGCAUCGAGUAGAGCAUUGUCUGGUUUACAAGGAAAUCAAUAACAUAUUGGCGAUAGGAGGGCCGGCGAGAAGUGGAGAGGACAAGUUCAGGCAUUGGAGGAGUGAGAUUGGGAAGCGUUUUUUGCAAGUUCCGAUGAGUGCAAACUCAAUGGCUCAAGCACAGUUGAUAUUGAACAUGUUCCCUCCUGCUCAUGGAUAUAGCUUGGUUCAAGGAGAUGGGGUUCUUAGACUUGGCUGGAAAGAAACUAGCUUGUACACUGCUUCUGCAUGGACUAGUUGCACUUCCAAUAUUGUUCCAAGAUAUAGUUGCUAAUAUUAGUAUACGUGUGUGCAUGCUUUUAUCUGGUACAUGACCUUGUUAAUUGCAAAAUUAUGAGCUUACUAAUCACUUUGGCAAUCGAGUUAAAAUAGUUAUUUUAAUAUUAUCAUAUGGUUUUUUAAUCUUGAAUUUUACUCUAUAUAUAUAUAUAUUGAGUUCUAGAGUUG